UUUUUCUGGAAAACAUGUUGAAUUGAUGAAGCAUUUUAUGCUGACAGAUGAGUAUGAUGGAAUACCUAUCUUCUAUUGCUUUUAAAUUGUUGCUCUAAGUUGAAUUUGUUGCUGAAUGUCACUUAGCUAAAUCUUUUAUUGCUGUAGUUCUUUUAUUUCUUUUAUCCCUGCAUUCCUCUCUUCUAUCUUUUUCAGUUUUUCCUUUUCCCUUGCCCCUGUCAAUUUUGUUGUUGUAAAUCAUCACUGAACCAUCUUUUGUUGCUGUAUUGAGUCAAAUUUAUUGUUGUAUUGAGUUGAAUUUGUUGCUGUAUUGAGCUAAAUUUAUUGUUGCUGUUGAGUUAAUUUGUUGUUGUAAAUAUCUUUUGAGCUAUACUUCUUGAAUUUGUUACUGAGCUAAAAUUUUUUUUGGUUGAAAAUUAUGAGUGAGUUGAAUUUGUUGCUGAAAAUCUGUCACCGAGAUGAAUUUAUUGCUGUAAGAAUAGAUAGUUUCUGUGUAAUGUGUAGAGACUCAGUCUUAGUCUUAGCCUUCAAUUAUUGUAAUAAGAGUUGAUUUAAUAUUUGAGUAUUGACAAUUACACAGGCAAUAUUGGACUAUUGGUAUAACGGUAUUUUGAUGGAUUGAUUUAUAAAUUGAAUUUAUGUUUUUGAUUAGUUUGUUAGUCAUUAAUUUACUGACUGUAAUAUGUUUUGCUCUCUUGUUCAUUUAAAUUGAAAAAGUAUUUUAACUUUUGAUUUUAUUUUUUUUAUAAUUUUAUAUUAAUUAUAAUCGGAUUAAUCGGUCGAAUCAGUGAUUUAUCGGUUGAACCGGUGACCUGCUCAUAUGAUUGGGUCAAUUACGGCCAGGUCCAUUACAGGUUCAAUUCUAAUAACUAUGCAAAAAACCCUAGCAGACUCAUAACCCGUAAGUAUAACAGAAUUCAUAUCAACCUCCAGCCCUCCACCCCCUAACACUCACGGGCUCUCUGCCUCUGGCUCUCUCCGUCACACACAUUGACCUACAACAUCCGGCGCCGGCGCUGUCGCGCCUCGCUGUCGCACCUGUCCCCUCCGUGGAUCCGUCGCAGGCUCGCACCCUCUCCGUUGCUGCUGCCCCUGGGUCCUGUGUAUCUAUAUAUGUAUCUUCCAUUCUUCCUGGUUCACAUGCCAACAAUGCUAGGGCGGCUUCAUAAACUAGUUCCCCCUGCAUCUUCCAAACAAUAUCUGGCACCAUGCUUUAAGACUUUGCGCCAUUAUAGCUUUGUUGAUGAUGGCGGUGGAAGAAGCAAACAGCAUGUACAAGAAUCUCAUGAUGAGGAUUUUUCUCUUAAACAGUCAGAUUUUAAUGGCAGUGGUAUCAAUGGAAGCCAGGAAGGAUAUGGCAAUCAACAGUUUCCGCCAGAACCAAUUCCAGAUAGACCUUUGAGAGGUGGUAGGCCAACUAAUCAGCCUCCUCGUCCGCGUGUGAGGGAACGUAGUGGAGAUUCCCAUUCCUUCCCUCCAAAAUUUGAGGAUGAUCAUGGAAGACCUGAUCUUGCAUUCCAUGGCAGAAAUAUGGCUGAAACAGGUUGGGCUGCUGGUCAAUCAGGAGAGAGUUUCCUUGAUAAAUUCAAGCUUGGGUUUGAUAAUAAAACAGCAAACACAUCCGAGUCUGCUUCGGGCAACCAAUCCGAAGAAGCGAAGAGGUCAAAUCCCAAUCAACCAGCUUCAGAAUCUAUGCCCCAAGAUGCCAAUGAGAUCUUCAAGAAGAUGAAGGAAACCGGUCUUAUCCCCAAUGCUGUGGCCAUGCUUGAUGGUCUAUGCAAAGAUGGCUUUGUUCAAGAAGCCUUGAAGCUUUUUGGUCUGAUGCGGGAGAAGGGUACCAUUCCGGAGAUUGUCAUAUAUACAGCUGUAGUGGAAGGCUUUACGAAGGCCCACAAGGCAGACGAUGCCAUAAGGAUCUUUCGGAAAAUGCAAAGCAAUGGCAUUUCACCAAACGUUUUCAGUUACACUGUCCUUGUACAAGGACUAAGCAAAUGUGGCAGAUUACAGGAUGCUUUUGAAUUCUGUGUGGAGAUGUUGGAAGCAGGUCAUUAUCCGAACACAACUACUUUUGUAGGCUUAGUAGACAGUUUCUGCAAGGAAAAAGGUGUUGAAGAAGCAAAGGAUGCUAUCAAGACAUUAACAGAUAAGGGCUUUAAUCUUGAUAAGAAGGCUGUGAGGGAGUUUUUGGACAAGAAAGCACCAUUUUCACCUUCAGUUUGGGAGGCAAUUUUGGGGAAGACAAUUCCACAGAGACCAUUUUAAAUCUCUUUCCAGGCCGUGUAAGCUUUUGCCAAACUCAUUCAUAUCCUUGGAUAAUUUAUGUAGGUGGAUCUAUUUAUUUUUGCGUAAAAGUUCCGACUUGUUAAUUGUUUGCUUCUUGAUAGUAAGCACAUGUUUUUGCUUUGGAUGUGCUCAAUGUAGACUUCAAGUUUAAGGAAACUCUAAUAAGAAUAUAAGAUGCAAAUUGCAGAA
Arachis stenosperma is the source of this 2472-nucleotide messenger RNA. RefSeq names its product pentatricopeptide repeat-containing protein At4g38150. The coding region runs from base 1114 to 2262 and encodes 382 amino acids. The transcript is spliced from 2 exons. NCBI's taxonomy places the organism in Eukaryota, Viridiplantae, Streptophyta, Magnoliopsida, Fabales, Fabaceae. Gene Ontology annotation, molecular function: protein binding. The record is from RefSeq and is a predicted model, not a curated record.